Austrofundulus limnaeus is the source of this 5927-nucleotide messenger RNA. RefSeq names its product collagen, type IV, alpha 3 (gene col4a3). Gene Ontology annotation, cellular component: collagen trimer; extracellular matrix. Gene Ontology annotation, molecular function: extracellular matrix structural constituent. The record is from RefSeq and is a predicted model, not a curated record. Lineage: Eukaryota; Metazoa; Chordata; Actinopteri; Cyprinodontiformes; Rivulidae.
GUGUGCCACUGCACCGGGAAGUCUCUCUGUCACUGUGAUGGGGUCAAAGGUCAAAAGGGAGAACCUGGAAGUGCUGGUUACCCUGGAAUGCCUGGAGUGACUGGAUACCCUGGAAUCGAGGGGAAUCCAGGACCACCUGGAGAAAAGGGAAAUCAGGAAAGAAGAGGACCUCCAGGAGUGAAAGGAUCUCAGGGACUUCCAGGAACACCAGGUUUUCCAGGAACUGCAGGUGUGCCGGGUAUCCCUGGACAGGAAGGACCGAUCGGCAGACCAGGAAUCCCAGGAUGCAACGGGACAAAAGGUGAUGCUGGUUAUCCAGGCUUCCCUGGGCUUUCAGGACCAAUUGGCCAACGAGGCAACAUGGGSCCGCGGGGGAUGAAGGGAGACUCGUUGUUCUACCCAGAGCAGCAGCAAAUUAAAGGAGCAACAGGACCUCAAGGACCAUAUGGAGAAACGGGUCUGAGAGGAGAUCCUGGAGAAAUGGGUCAACCAGGACCACCUGGACCUCCUGGACUUUCUGGAAGACCAGGAAUUCAAGGGAUCCAAGGAGAAAAGGGUCAAGAAGGUCCCAGUCCAACCAGCCCUGGUCCACAAGGACAGAAGGGGAAUCGUGGAUCCCCAGGGAUCCCUGGAAAGAAAGGCAUCAAACUGUAUGCUGAAGGACCCAAAGAACUGAAGGGAGAACAGGGGGAUAUCGGUCAGAAAGGUUGCCGUGGAGCUUCUGGUGUGUCGGGGACCCCAGGGUUUAAAGGAGAGAAGGGUGACAGAGGAGAUUAUGGUUCACUGGGUAAACCAGGGAAGAAAGGACUAGAGGGAGAGAUCGGAGAGAAGGGAGACCCUGGGGAUCCUGGAAACCUCGGCCCUGAAGGUAUUGUUGGUACUUUGGGAGAAAAAGGCAGACAAGGUCCUCCAGGUCCUCCAGGAGAGGUCGUCCCCAUUAACAUAUUUAUGAAAGGCCAGCGAGGGGUCCCAGGACCUGUUGGACCCCCAGGUGUCCCUGGAGAGCAAGGAAUCAUUGGUUUUCCAGGACUGAAGGGUGAACAAGGUGUGGCUCCCAGUGGUCUACCCGGUUCCCAGGGACCACCUGGUUCUUCUGGUCCCAGAGGAGAGCCAGGAGAACCUGGACCCUUGAUUACAGGGCCUCCAGGACGAACUGGGGUUCCAGGUGUUGGUGGAGUUGAAGGAGAACCCGGAGAACCAGGAAUACCARACUUUGUGGAAGGAGGAGUUGGUCCUCUAGGAGCUAAAGGUUCAAAAGGUCUGACAGGACCUCCUGGACCGAGAGGGGACAGUGGUCUGAAGGGUCACAAAGGGGAGAUAUGUAGAAACUGCAGAUUUAUUUCUGGCCAACCUGGACCUCCAGGUGAACCCGGGGUUCCUGGUGACCAUGGUGAACCUGGUUCAUGUGGACUGAGAGGACCUGUAGGUGAUAAUGGUCUCAAAGGCCUUGUAGGACCACCUGGCCCACUGGGGGACACUGGUCAGCCUGGCCUGAAGGGACAGCCAGGACCUGCAGGGGAGCUAGGACUCAUGAGGAUGUUGGGACAGAAGGGUGAAGACGGGAAGCCAGGGGCUCCUGGACGUCAAGGUCCUGAAGGAACAGAUGGAGAACCAGGAGAACCAGGACCUAAAGGUGUUUUGGGGCAGAAAGGAAACCCGGGUCCUCCAGGGACAAAAGGUGACAGGGGCUCACCUGGAGAGACUGGUCCCAGAGGCCCCACAGGGCAGAUGGGGCCCACAGGAAGCCUUGGGAUUGGGGUUCCAGGGCCUGAAGGACUCCAAGGAGACACUGGAUUUCUGGGUGAACCAGGAGAACCUGGAAAAAAAGGUGAAAAAGGUGCUCCAGGAGAAAUUAUAGGUUUUCCAGGUGAUCCAGGCCAGAAAGGAAUAAAAGGUUACACUGGAAACCAAGGACCUGAAGGAGAGACGGGACUUGCAGGUUUUCAGGGACUGGCAGGACCAAAGGGAGACAACGGACUUGAUGGAUCAUCUAUUCCAGGUUUCCCAGGCAGUGUGGGGUUAAAGGGAAACAACGGGCCUGCAGGAGAACCAGGGUUUCCCAGUUUUGGGGUCAAAGGUCGAGAGGGCCCGUCAGGACCCCCAGGCACAGUUGGCCUGAAGGGGAACAGGGGGGUCGGUUUAACAGGCAGCCAGGGCCAGCCAGGUUCUCAAGGAGAAGAUGGUUUGGUUGGACCACCAGGACAUCCUGGACCUCCAGGAGUACAAGGAAUUGGUGGACUGAAAGGACAAGUGGGUCUUCCAGGUCUCAAAGGUCACCAUGGUCUGGAUGGUGGCCCUGGUCCUACUGGCCUGAGUGGGGUCUGUGUCUCUGUAGCUCCGGGACCUCAAGGAGUUCAAGGACCCAAAGGUGUCAUCGGAUUCAUAGGAAUCAGGGGAUCCAAAGGUCUGAAGGGAGAUCCUGGCUUCCCAGGGUUCGGAAUCCAAGGGAUUCAGGGACCAAAGGGRAAACAAGGAUUAGAUGGAGCUCCAGGUCCGAUGGGAGACCAGGGACUGAAGGGCCUGAGAGGGAAGGAUGGGGAGCCAGGGAGUCCAGGAUUUAGAGGGGACGUGGGCCCCCCAGGACCACCUGGGAGUCUAGGAUGGAAUGGAGUUAAAGGGGAAGCUGGACAGCCAGGACCAAAAGGUCAGAGRGGUCAGGAUGGGGCCAGGGGCUCUCAGGGGCCCCCAGGCGCUCAGGGGGACCGAGGAGAUCCUGGACCACAAGGGAUCCAGGCAAACAUUAAUGCACCAGGAGGACCUGGAAACCCUGGAGACCAAGGGGCUAUUGGUUGCACAGGACUUAAAGGAGACAGGGGGCUCACAGGACUACUGGGUCCAAAUGGAAGAAAAGGAGAAGCUGGAAACCCAGGACCACAAGGACUUCUGGGAGACCCAGGUAGAGAUGGUGAGAGGGGUCUUCCUGGUUUCACUGGACCCCCUGGUGAUAAAGGACUCAACGGGUGUCCAGGUUAUAAAGGUGAGAAAGGUCCAAAGGGGACAAGUGGAUGUCCUGGUUCAGAUGGAUCACCAGGACAAACAGGAUGUAAAGGUGAAAAAGGAGAACCAAGUCAAGCAGGACCAGGAGCUAAAGGCCCCACUGGAGAAAAGGGACGUCAAGGAUGUCCAGGAAGUCCAGGUCCAAAGGGACAACCAGGAAACCCUGGAAACUUUGGUCCUCCAGGACCAAAAGGACAAUGUGGACCAACAGGACCCACAGGACCACCUGGGAGCAGAGGUCCACCUGGGUGUCCAGGGGAGAAGGGUUUUGAUGGUCUUCCAGGGAACCAAGGCCCUCAAGGAAGUCCUGGAGCUUCAGGACCCAAAGGGCCUCCUGGAAAUCCUGGUUCUCCUGGUCCUAAAGGGAACCAGGGACAGGAUGGGAUUCCUGGACCUCCUGGAGAGAAAGGAAUCAUGGGAGGCCCGCCUGGCUCUAAAGGUCCUCCUGGCCCUCCAGGUUCUGGUCAUAAAGGGGAUAAAGGUGGUAAAGGACCACCAGGUAGUUCAGGACCAAUGGGUCUUUCUGGUGACACUGGUCCACAAGGCAGUCCGGGUCUCUGUGGACAACCAGGUCCUUCUGGACUGAAAGGAACACGAGGACAGUUUGGACUCAGAGGACCAAUUGGUAUGAAGGGGGAACCAGGACAGCCUGGUUUAAUUGGUCCAAAGGGAACUCAAGGACAAUCUGGGAGACAAGGAGAGUCAGGGAGGGACGCAAUUGCUGAUUUGACGUUGGUACGUGGAAACCCUGGUUACGAUGGAGACCUGGGGAGCAGAGGACCCCCCGGCCGCCCAGGGCCCUCUGGAAGACCUGGAGCUCAGGGUCUGAAGGGCGACGYUGGGGAGACGGGUCAGAGAGGAAGUACUGGAGGCAGAGGGCUGAGAGGAGAAAAAGGAAACAAAGGAUCAAUCGGUCUAAAAGGUCAGGAAGGACCGCCAGGUCACCCUGGAGGAAAAGGUGCCCGUGGUCAACCGGGUGAGAUUCCUGUCCCACCAAAGAAAAGUGGCUUCCUGUUCAGCAGACACAGCCAGAACCGCACCAUUCCAAGAUGUCCAAAUGGAUCCUCCUUCAUUUACAGCGGCUAUUCUCUGCUCUUCAUCAACGGCUACAGCCGAGCUCACGGACAGGACCUGGGGACGUUGGGUAGCUGUCUGCAGCGUUUCAGCACCUUGCCCUUCCUGAUCUGUGAGACUACCGGAGAAUGUAAAUAUGCUGAACGCAACGACUACUCCUAUUGGCUGUCCAACAUCGAGCCGCUGCCAGAAAACCUGCUGAGCAGUGCUGAGGAGCAGCUGAAGGCUAAAAUCAGCCGGUGUUGUGUGUGUGAGGCCAAAGCCAACGUGAUUGCUGUCCACAGUCAGAGCAGCUCGACCCCCAGCUGCCCCACCAGGUGGAAAAGUCUUUGGUCUGGAUUCUCCUUCGUAAUGGAAACGGGUUUAGGAGCGGAGGGGUCAGGUCAGCCUUUGGCCUCACCUGGAUCCUGUCUGGAAAAGUUCCAUAAAAYGCCUUUCAUUGAGUGCAAUGGAAGUCCAGGGAACUGCAGACCUGACAGUAGCACCUACAGCUACUGGCUGGCUGCUCUGCAACGUCCCAACAUGUUCAGGAGACCAAGAGGCUGGUUCAAUAGCGGGGACUCACAGGAAAUAACUGACAAAAUCAGCCGCUGUCGAGUCUGCAUGAAGCAGAUCUGAACCCCAGGACCAGCYUCAGCCUCUGACCCAACACUGGGUCUCAACCAGAGGCUCGGAUCUGAUGGACCUAAAGAGUCAGGACCUGAUCCAUGAGGUCCGAGGUCUGUCCCAGCUGCUGAAGAUGAAGCCAGGAUGUGUUCGACUGAUCUGUUUGUUAGAGAGAUGCAUCCUGGGAGUUGUAGUUCAUCUCAUGUCCAUAGCUUGGUUUAGUAAAGGCUAGUCUCUGACUGGGCUGCCACUGCUGGAGAAUCAUCUACAGAACAUCUUGAGAGGCUGCAGAGCUUCAGUUCCUCUCAGAAGCUCACCUCUCUGAAUUUAGAACACGUUUAAAAAAAGGUGCAACAAAUGGACAGAAAGGUCACAGGUGUCUCCAGCCCUUCUCACUUUAGUUUCUGUCAUUCUGGAGCUUCAGUUCUGUCUUCUGUCUGCUGCUGGAGGCUGCAGCCCCGAGUGUCCAGUUAUGGCAUGGUGUGAGGACCAAAAUUAAGACUAUUGCACACCCAGCGGGUUCUACAUCCUUKUAGCAGGAGGAUAUAUCUAUUCUUAAGCAGCUAUUGAWGUGAUUAAUGAUAGACCACCACCGCUAACUGAGAGGCCGGCGCUGGCAAACGAGAAGGAGACUAUUCAUUUGUGUUAGCAUCAGAGAGGCUAGCUACUAACAUGGAUAAGUUGGCAUUAGCAUCGAAGUGGCUAGCGACUAGCAUUGAUACGCUGGGGUUAGCAUUGGAGAGGCUAUCAAUAGCUGGCUUAGAUAUAGCCUUCUGCUGCAAGGAUGUAGCAACUGCUGGUUGUGCAAUAGUCUUUAUUUGGUUCUCAUACCGUGGCAUUUCCCACAGUUCAAAACUCCCAUCUUCUUUUUAAAGAGUAAUUAAACACCAAAUCAACUUGUUUUGCAGAUAAACUGUCAAAGUUGGUCUUUAAGGAUAUUUUAUUUAUAUUUAUGUACAAAUGUUAACAUUUUUGUGUACAUUUGUUUAAUUCUGCAAUAUUUSGUCUAAAACUCUCUCAGUGCUGCCCUCUAUGGGUUGAACGGUGUCUACUACAGUUGAAUUUUCCUAUAGGUUAAAACAGUACAUGCUUACAUCACAGCUCACAGUGCAUUGUGGGACAUGUAGUUCUGAGCUGGGAUAAAAUGAGCUUUAUUUGAUUUAUAUUAUCUUUCCUAGCAGUGGAUAUAUUUAGAACAUAAAUGUGUUUUUCUGUUCAGUCUGAAUCAAUAAAAUCUUUUUAAAGUUGAA